This is a messenger RNA of Xiphophorus hellerii (green swordtail), 1190 nucleotides long. RefSeq names its product gastrula zinc finger protein XlCGF8.2DB-like. Gene Ontology annotation, cellular component: nucleus. NCBI's taxonomy places the organism in Eukaryota, Metazoa, Chordata, Actinopteri, Cyprinodontiformes, Poeciliidae. The annotation marks the transcript as partial. The record is from RefSeq and is a predicted model, not a curated record. Gene Ontology annotation, molecular function: DNA-binding transcription factor activity, RNA polymerase II-specific; RNA polymerase II transcription regulatory region sequence-specific DNA binding. Gene Ontology annotation, biological process: regulation of transcription by RNA polymerase II; embryo development. The transcript has 2 exons.
UAGAGGAUGAAGACGGAGGGCACGUGGUCUGUUUUGUUUAACGUGUGAAUGUUUAAAAAUGUCUUCGGUCCAGCUUAAACAAGUUCAUGAACAAGUGGUUAAGUGCUGCGGAAGAAACAUUCACAGAGUUUAGCGAAAUAACCGUCGAGUCGGAGGAAGAGAUGGACGAUCAGCGCAGACUGCUGGCUUUUUCCCGGACUCCCCAGAUAAUCUUACACCGAAUAGAUUGCCAACGACAUAACGUUUAUAAGAAGCUAUGUGACCUGAAGAGGAGCUCCACUCUGGACCAGGAGGAGUUAGAACCUCUGCAGGGGAAACAAGAACAGGAAGAGCCAGAUGAUCAACAGAGAAAAGAAGAGCAGGAGGAUCUAAAACAUCAGCAGAUAAAAGUGGAAGAGAAAGAAGUUUACUGCAGUCAGAGUGAAGAACAGGUUGCAUCAAAACAGGAGACUGAUACCUUCAUGGGGUCUACUGUUUAUGUGCAAACACAAGACUCUGAAUCAGAACCAAACGGGAACCAAGUCAACUUCCAGGAAGCUCCUGCAGCUGAGAAGAAAAAUCAGGAAAGAAGCAAACCUUUCUCAUGUGUCAUCUGUGAAAAACGUUUCACUGCCAAAUAUGCCCUCAAUGAUCAUAUUAUAAUUCACACCGGUGAAAAGGCGUUUCCAUCUGUGAACUGUGGAAAAAGUUUUAGUCAAAAGCAUCAUUUAACUCGGCACAUGAUGAUUCACACCGGUGAAAAGCCGUUUUCAUGUGUGAACUGUGGAAAAAGUUUUAGUCAAAAGCAUCAUUUAACUCGGCACAUGAUGAUUCACACUGGUGAAAAGCCGUUUUCAUGUGUGAACUGUGGAAAAAGUUUUAGUCAAAAGCAUCAUUUAACUCAGCACAUGAUGAUUCACACUGGUGAAAAGCCGUUUUCAUGUGAGAACUGUGGAAAAAGUUUUAGUCAUAAACAGAAUUUAACUCAGCACAUGAUGAUUCACACUGGUGAAAAGCCGUUUUCAUGUGGGGACUGUGGAAAAAGUUUUAGUCAUAAACAGGAUUUAACUCAGCACAUGAUGAUUCACACUGGUGAAAAGCCGUUUUCAUGUGGGGACUGUGGAAAAAGUUUUAGUCAUAAACAGAAUUUAACUCAGCACAUGAUGAUUCACACUGGUGAAAAACCGUUUUCAUGUGGGAACUGUGGACAA